Molecule: messenger RNA, 2161 nt
Organism: Xyrauchen texanus (razorback sucker)
Lineage: Eukaryota; Metazoa; Chordata; Actinopteri; Cypriniformes; Catostomidae
Product: breast cancer metastasis-suppressor 1-like protein-A
Exons: 10
Coding region: 296-1279 (327 amino acids)
Biological process (GO): negative regulation of transcription by RNA polymerase II
Cellular component (GO): Sin3-type complex
Molecular function (GO): histone deacetylase binding
Source: RefSeq, a predicted model, not a curated record
AUGGUAGCUUUGCUUAAUGAAGCAAUACAUUUAUAUUUUUAUGAUUAAGCAAAAUACUAAAACACCUUAAGCGAAUUACUAAGGGACAGUCUCUCAAUUUGACUUUAACAUUUCAUGACUAAAUGGUUUAAACCUUUGUUAGCAUGAUACAUUAGACGUAUGUGUCCUUUUGUUUAUAGCAUUUACAACAAGCUAACACAUUUUAGACCUUUAAAUCAACAACAGUUAUUUUAGCGACUCACAAAGCAAGUAGGUCAACAUAUUUCUCAGUCAUUUUAUUUUCGUAUAAGACGAUAUGCCAGUGCACUCGAGAGAAAAGAAAGAAAGUAUUCAUGAAGAAAUGGAGGUGGAUUUUGCAGAGCAAGAAGGGAGCAGUUCAGAAGAGGAGGAUACAGAGAGCUCAUCUGUGUCUGAGGAUGGAGAAAGUUCAGAAAUUGACGAUGAAGACUGCGAAAGGAGAAGAAUGGAGUGCAUUGACGAAAUGACCAAUCUGGAAAAACAGUUCACUGACCUCAAAGACCAUUUAUAUAAAGAGAGACUGAAUCAAGUUGAUGCAAAACUCCAAGAAGUGAUAUCGGGAAAGGCCCCGGAGUACUUGGAGCCUCUCGCAACUCUUCAGGAGAAUAUACAAAUUAGAACAAAAGUUGCAGGUAUCUACAGAGAGUUGUGCCUGGACUCUGUGAAGAAUAAAUAUGACUGUGAAACUCAAGCAGCUUUCCAGCACUGGGAGAGUGAGAAGCUGUUAUUAUUUGAUACAGUUCAAAGUGAAUUAGAGGAGAAGAUCAGACGUUUAGAGGAAGACCGUCAUAGUAUAGAUAUUACCUCAGAGCUCUGGAAUGAUGAGUUACAAUCAAGAAAAAACAAAAAGAAAGAUUCCUUCAGUUCAGACAAAAAGAAAAAGCCUGUGGCUGUGUCAGGCCCGUAUAUUGUUUACAUGCUGCAAGACCUGGAUAUACUGGAGGACUGGACUGCUAUCAGAAAGGCCAUGGCAACAUUAGGACCUCACAGAGUAAAGACUGAUGUCUCCUUUUCAAAGAGUGACAAACAUCAGCACAAUGCCCACUCAGAAGAUGGACGUGUGUUUUACGAUGGGGAAUGGUACACCUGCGGGCAAGCCAUAUGUAUUGAAAAGAAAGAUGAGUGUCCAACGAGCGCUAUAAUAACUACAAUCAAUCACGAUGAAGUGUGGUUCAAACGAGUCGAUGGGAGCAAGUCAAAACUCUACAUCUCGCAACUUCAGAAAGGCAAAUACACUAUAAAAAACGCCUUAUCUUCAUGAGACCUUUUUAAGUGUGCCAGUUGGGAACGUCUAAAGGAAUAGUUCACCCAAAAAUUAUAAUUCUGUCUUCAAUUACUCACCCUCAUGUUGUUCCAAAUUCAUAUGACUUUCUUCUGUGGAACACGAAAAUGAGAUGUUAGGCAGAAUGUUACCCUUAUAUUUCUAUUUUCAACAUCUCCUUUUGUGUUCCACAGAAGAAAGGAUUAUGUGUUUGGAACAGCAAGAGGAUGGUAAAUUGAUGGAAUAAACAUUUUUAGGCAAACUAUGUCUUUAACAGUGUCUUUUGUGUGAACACUUUAUCAUGUUUACAUGCCUUUUUUGAUGUUUAAAAACAGAUCUGUUGGUGUAUUGUCUGUCUGUCUGUAUGAGGAAAACUGAGUUAAUGUUCUUUUUACUAUAAAUACUAUGUGCAUUUCCAGUUAAUGGACUUAACUUGCUGAAUUCAAGUUUUCCUACUUUUAAAACAAUUUCUUUCUUUUUUUUUUUAUUCACAUGUCUGCCUCAUCACAGUUACAAUACAAGUUACAUUUUGCAACAUUGCAGAUACCAUGUUAAGUGGCUUUCUUUGAGAGUAUAAUUAAAUGGUCUUAUUUUUGCAUCAUUUUAUAAUGAAAUACUGAUGUGCAAUGCAUUUUAGGAGUAUAAGAAGUAAACAUGACACUCACAACUUCCUAAAGUCUUAAAGGUGUGAUCUUGCUGCUCUAUUUACAGUCUGAACAAACCAUACAUGUGGUAAAUAAUUUAUAUUCAUUAUAGUGUGCAUUUCAGUUCUGGUAAAAGUCAUUGGUUCAGUGUUCUUAUCAUUUGUAGUUACAGCACCACCCUCUGUUGAACUGUGCCCAUUGUUUUUAUUUUUCAGGAUUUUCCAAAUUUUUAAUAAUA